This is a messenger RNA of Corvus hawaiiensis (hawaiian crow), 1270 nucleotides long. RefSeq lists its product as uncharacterized. The record is from RefSeq and is a predicted model, not a curated record. The transcript is spliced from 5 exons. Bases 1 to 765 code for a protein of 254 amino acids. Lineage: Eukaryota; Metazoa; Chordata; Aves; Passeriformes; Corvidae.
AUGUCAUACUGCUGUCGUAGGCGCAUUGAGGUUCUGGUGGCGGCAUUUGAAAGUAGAAGACAGCAAUGUCCUGCCUCCCCCACGCCUUUUAAAAAAAAACCCCUACUUUUCCUUUUUCCCUGCUUAAGCGACGCCCGGCCGGAGCCCCGGGAGAAGAGCCUGUCCCCAGGGCUGCCGGGGCUGCUCCAGGCGGGGCCGGGCGGGCGGCAGGCGAUCCUCCGCCUCCUCCUCCUCCUCAUCUUCCUCCUCCUCCUCCUCCUGCUCCGCCAUCGCCCCCGCCCGGCCCCCGGCGCUGCCGCACCCCCUGGCGGCCGCGCACGGCGCCGCGCAAAUCCAGCGCCGCGCAAAUCCAGCGCAGAGCAAAUCCAGCGCAGAGCAAAUCCAGCGCAGAGCAAAUCCAGCGCAGAGCAAAUCCACAGCAAUCCCGGCGCGGCGCGGCACAGCGCUGCCUCUGCGCCUCAGUGGCAGAACCUGAGAAACUUCAGAGCUGUGCCAGCAGCAGGAUCUUUCCCAGUCCAAGGGAGAAGCAGAGGAGAAGUGACCUGUCUGGUGCUUCAAGGCCUGGUGCACGGCAGUGACUGCCACAAGGCGGGAGAGUCAAUGAGCCAGCCAGCAAAGAAAAUUUAUGUUCAGUAUACUAGUAUUUGUGGACAACACGAAAAGAGCAGCUGUGACAGAAAAACUAAAGUCUGUCUGAAAGUGGUUCAGAAAGGAGAGACUUUGAAAACCUGGUCAAGCAUGCUAUUGGGAAGAACUAUUACAUAGCCAAAUUUUCCUGUCAGGGACCACCUCUUCAAGCUACAGCAUCAUGUCUGCAGGAUACACGCUUAUUUAUUCCCAAGUGUUACAUUUGGACAUCAUGUGCAUACAGUACAUAGAGAUACAUAUGUGUGUGUGUGUAUGUAUGUAUAUAUAUAUAUAUAUAUAUACACCUACCUUAAUAGCACAUUUACUAAAACAAAGGUACUUAGAGAAUCGAGAAAGUUUAAAACACAGAAUUUAUAGAAGAAAAAAAAAAUCUUUCAAAAUACUUAAUUCUAGGUUUCCUUCUAUUGCUCCUUCCACCCAAGUAAAAGUGCUUCCACUGUAUUUAACUUACUAAAGCCUGAAGACAUCCAUGGUGUUUACUUUAAGUUCUAAUCCAUUUCCUUUGUUCAUGAAUCAGUUCACAAAAGCAUUCAAAAAUACAUUCAAGUACAUUCUUAAUGGUGACUUCUUGAAUCAGUUUAAUAAUUUAAAGUAGUAUUAAUAAAGAUUAUUUAAUAAACAA